AUGCUCCUUUGCCGCAUCGCAGUCUUCCUCGGACUGCUACCGCUGAUCCAAUGCCACCCCAUCAAUUGGCUGCACAAGCUCUCAUCCCAGACCGAACGAAGCGGGCUGUGGAGGUGGAUAUGGGACGCCGAUCACACAGUAUCGGUCCUGGAGCGGUCACCCCCGAUCGUCUUUUUCGCCAAACCCGCCCUGUUCGGUGCAGAGCUCGAGCAGCCGCUGCAGGGAUACGUGAUCCCACUUUCCUCUUUCACUGGCAUCUGCCCGGACGACAACUCUACUAUCUCGCUACCACGAGAUUACGACGAUGAAGAUCCUCUACCCCUGAACGAUGGCUGUCCGCGCCGAUGCGCCAGUGGUCCCAACGUGCCGGAUCCGGCGGACACAUGGAUCGCACUCGUGCAACGGGGAGAGUGCGAUUUUGUGAGCAAGGCUCGCGAGGCGCAACGGUUAGGGGCCAAGGCGGUCGUGGUCGGAGGCGACGAUCCACGCCAGAGCGGCAACCGCGAUGUCCCCAUCACCAUGCUCGCCAAAGAAGAUGCUUCUGACGUAACGAUCGCCGCUACCUUCAUUCGGUUCUCGGAUUACUCCCAACUCUUCUCGUUCAUUCGACAUUCCAACACGACGCACAAUGGCUUGCGGACGGUCUCUCUGUCUAUCAGCGCAGAGUCUCUCGAAUCAGCUUGGUAUUCCCCGGCCUUGACCUUCGUCACCAUUCUUAUGCUUCCCUCCCUCAUGACCGUGAUCACACUCAUCAUUCACCGUAUACGUGCGGCACGUCAGGCCCAGCUGGACCGUGCGCCCGAGGACAUCGUGCGCAACCUCCCGUGGCAGGUCUGGACCGGCUCAGGCUGGGAAAAGCACGCUGGCCCCGUCCCUAAGCUCGACGAAAGUGGCGUCGCGGACGUGACGGACGCGAACGACGAACUUGAGCGGGCUGUGGAGGCUUACAACGAGCAACCGGCGUCCGCGUCGCAUGGUGCCGGCAUGCUUCCCCAGGAGCAGGCGCAACUACCAUGGUUCGAGCAGCAGCACGAGUGUGCGAUAUGCCUCUGCGAGUUCGUGAAGGGCGACCGGGUGCGGGUGCUCCCUUGUCAUCACAUCUUUCACCUGGACGAGGUGGACGACUGGUUGAUUAACCGGAAAAAGCUUUGUCCGGUAUGCAAAGCCGACGUCACCCAGCCCGCCGGGUCACAACAAGCAGUCGCCCACGAUGAUCACGAGGAUAGCUCUGCACAGCGAGAAAGCCAGACGCCGCCGGCUCCUACGGAGCGUACGCCGCUCCUGGCGAGUCACCGGUCGCCGUCCGGCGGGGACAUAACGGAACCUGCGACUGCGACCGGUCCCCGUUCAUGA
Punctularia strigosozonata HHB-11173 SS5 is the source of this 1353-nucleotide messenger RNA. RefSeq lists its product as uncharacterized. The coding region runs from base 1 to 1353 and encodes 450 amino acids. NCBI's taxonomy places the organism in Eukaryota, Fungi, Basidiomycota, Agaricomycetes, Corticiales, Punctulariaceae. The record is from RefSeq and is a predicted model, not a curated record. The transcript is spliced from 5 exons.